AGUUCGCUGUAGUACGUCCAACGAGCGACACACUUGACCACUCGGCGGGCCGCAGAAUUCUCAAAAAGAACACAAUUACAAAAUUCAGAUUUGCAAAAUUUACAGAGUGUCAGUGCCAGUGCCAGUGCCAUGGAGAAGACUUCAUCCUCGCGACCCAAGCGCAAUCGUCGCCACAGCAGACGUGCCUGGCCACCAGAGGACGAGCUGCAGCAGCCGAUGCGGGCUGCCAAGCGUUUGUUCACGCCGGACAUCAAGCGCAUGCUGAAGGACUGGCUCAUACGACGGCGGGAGAAUCCCUAUCCCAGCAGGGAGGAGAAGAAGCAGCUGGCGGGAGAGACGGGCCUGACGUACACCCAGAUCUGCAAUUGGUUCGCCAACUGGCGGCGCAAGCUGAAGAACUCUGAGCGGGAGAAGGCCAAAAAGUCGUGGGGACACCUCAUCAAGAACUACAACCACAAUGCGCGGGGGAACGUCGAGCAGUUCAGCAUCUCAUCGGAGGACAGCAUAUGGGAGGAGGAGAUGCGGCCAUGUGUGGGCGAAGACGACGAUGGGGACUACGACGACGAUGAGCUGGAGCUGUCCAGCCGCAGCACGGGCAGCGAUGGCAACGCCAACAACGCCUCCACAGCUGUGUACAAGCCAAACUUUUACGUGGAGUCUGGGAACAUGUCGGAGCACAGUAGUCAGCGCAUUCCCAUGCUGCCCACUGUGCCGGUGGGCAGGCCCAAGUACAAGCACCAAAUGAUGGAGAAAUAUCUGCGGGAUAGCACGGCAGAGGACGCGGCUACGGGGCCAACGACCACGCAGCCAGCCACCGCCACGCAGCUCAACAAGUGGCUGGAGAGCGCAGCGAAGUUCACGCCAGACCGAAACAAUUACCACAUCGAAUGGAAUACGAGCAGACAAAAAUGUAGCAGUGGACAGGGACAGGGGCAGGAGCGACCUGUCACGGCCACGGCUCGCGGUGAUGGCUGGAUGCUGCAUCACAAGGACGAACUGGAUGCCGCCGAGGCUCUGGCGAAUCUCGCCUUCAACUGCAGACAGCGCUGGCAUCACAUGACAACGAUCAGCUCCUGAGAGAGCUCCAUCGCAUCGGCACCCGAAACGCAUCUGACGCCAUCAUUCCAGCAGAAGAUUCAGGCCCGUUGGAAAAGUGCAAUCUAGUCGUAGUUAACAUUUCUAGCUGCUAGUUUAGUAUGAA
Drosophila subobscura is the source of this 1201-nucleotide messenger RNA. RefSeq names its product homeobox protein Mohawk. The transcript is spliced from 4 exons. The coding region runs from base 130 to 1077 and encodes 315 amino acids. Gene Ontology annotation, molecular function: DNA-binding transcription factor activity, RNA polymerase II-specific; RNA polymerase II cis-regulatory region sequence-specific DNA binding. The record is from RefSeq and is a predicted model, not a curated record. Lineage: Eukaryota; Metazoa; Arthropoda; Insecta; Diptera; Drosophilidae. Gene Ontology annotation, biological process: regulation of transcription by RNA polymerase II; cell development; muscle organ development. Gene Ontology annotation, cellular component: nucleus.